AUGACGGCCGGCAGUCGUGCGGCCCGGGCUCUUUCAUUUCUCGAACUCCCGGUAGAGGUUCAAACUCAUAUCCUCCAGCAAUUGGCCUACUUGCAUCAUCAGUCGAUACGCGCGGUCCUGUUGACAUGCAAACACCUCCACCAACUUGCAUUGCCCUUGUCUGUCUACACCUACGAGAAUGUCACCUCAAAGAACAUGAGCCAGCACGCUCAGAAGCGCAGUCGCAAUCUCGACUUCCUCCGGUACAUCACCAUAACAAAGCCCGAGCUUGCGCAUAACGUGCGACGUAUAAGCAUUAUACACGUCUCCACAAGCCUCAUUUACCGGCUCGCCCCCACCAACAAAAGGCCGCUUGGGCCUACCAGCGAUGAGAUGGCUGUGUACACGGAUUUAAUAGAUGCAUCAGGUCUGUCCAGCCACAUCGAGAAUUGGGAGGCUGUCAGAGACGAGUGGCUGCGAGGUCUGGUCGACGGCUUGGUUGAGCAGCAAAUUGGUCUUCUGCUACUUGCAUGUCCGAGGCUCGAGACACUCAAACUUGGGACCCCGCUAUCGCCUCGGCUGCUGCCUCGCCUUAUCAGGGCGGCGGCGAGGCAUGCAAUGAUUUCCACAUCUGGAGCGCCUCCCGGGACCAACCGCCCCCUGCUUGACAGCUUGCGGCAAUAUUUUGGCGAGCCAGAAAGCCCAAAGACCUUGUUUCACUUCUUCAACAUUGGCAAAGAAUUCCUCCAACUGCCGCAGUUGCGGUCCUUCACCUGCCUUAGUCUGUCCAACAGUGGCCCGAACGGACACCUUUUCAAUGAAGAAGCCAGUCCUCCAGGCUGCUCAAACGUCCAGGAUAUGACUUUGCUCGACACCAACGUUACGAUAGAGGGGCUGAGAAGUCUCAUAUGGGCUUGCAGAGGGCUGAAAUCAUUCCAUUGGACUCCAGGCGAUAGUUCCUUCUCCGACAUGCAGAUCAAGCUGCCGGACCUUGCUCAGGCCUUGCUGCCGCAUCGAGAGACUCUCCAGCACUUGUACAUUGACUACCAAGACCGCUGGAGGGAAAUGGACUGGUACCGCAAGCGGGAAAACUUCUUCAUCGGCACGUUCCUGAAGGACAUGACCUCGAUGAAGACCCUACAUAUCGGCAUGGAGGCUUUCAUGGGGUUUACUGACCUCUGUACCAUAGGCCACGAGCAGAGUUCGGUGCCCGAGGAGGAGCGGCUCACUGAAAUUAACAAGACAUCUCGACUUGUCAGCUAUAUUCCCCCGAGCCUCCAGUUCCUCGAGCUUCAUGGCUGUACCCUGGAUAUAGUGCCUCAUGUCCAGCAUCUAUUGAAUCUACUUCAGACGGAAGAGACGUUUGCAAGCAUGCGGAAGAUACGCCUGCGUUUCAGUGCAGAUCAUAUUGAUGCCAGGGCCUUGGGUUUCACUUUCGACGCCAAACGGGUCGAUUUUGGUUAUUCGUUCCGCUUUCAUUCCUCGAACCCGUAA
This is a messenger RNA of Colletotrichum graminicola M1.001, 1473 nucleotides long. Its product is annotated as F-box domain-containing protein. The record is from RefSeq and is a predicted model, not a curated record. Bases 1 to 1473 code for a protein of 490 amino acids. The transcript has a single exon. NCBI's taxonomy places the organism in Eukaryota, Fungi, Ascomycota, Sordariomycetes, Glomerellales, Glomerellaceae.